This is a messenger RNA of Sardina pilchardus (European sardine), 752 nucleotides long. RefSeq lists its product as uncharacterized. The record is from RefSeq and is a predicted model, not a curated record. The transcript is spliced from 5 exons. NCBI's taxonomy places the organism in Eukaryota, Metazoa, Chordata, Actinopteri, Clupeiformes, Clupeidae. Bases 1 to 498 code for a protein of 165 amino acids.
AUGCAUCUAACCCGCUGGCUUCUACUUGGCUCUGUCAUUUUGGGAAUUGUGGUCCUCUGUGAUGCAGGACCUUUACAUGCUCAAUGCAGAGUGCAAUGGUACUUUGGCAUACCUUGUAGAUGGGUAUAUGAAGGUUUGGUGUCUCAGAUUAAGAAGUGGAGGACGAUAUCAGGCUGUACUGGGGGAGGACAGCGGUGUCUGUAUAAGCUCCAGUCAGCUUCUUCCCACUUCAUCGCAGCCAAGCACACAACGCCAAUGAAAAGCCAUGUUGAUGACAUCACCUUCCACUUAGUUUCAUUUGGAUUCUUUACGCAUUGCAGUGUUUCUGGACUGUCUGUGUCAGAGUCAUGGUAUGCCAUCAAAGACCAUGGAGUGAAUUACUGUAACCUCUACAACUUAAUGGAUGGAAGUGGACUGACACAGGCCCGCGGAUACCAAGAGAUCACCAGUGACUUCAUGUGCACCCAGCGCUCCUCUGCCAACUGCACACUGUACUGAGGGAGAACACGGACAGUAAUCAGCCAAUGAGACUGCAUGGCUGUAGGGAGACCAAUGUUAUUGCUUUCUUCCCUCAAGUGCUGGCUUGCAUUUCAUUGUGCCUGCACUCCGUAGUGUUUUUAUUUUUUUGUUUACUGUUUCAUUUAUAUGGUUUGUAGCUUUAUUUUUUACAUCUAAAUAGAAUUUUGCUGCUUUAUGUUGAGGGAUGAUAUGGUUAGUAGAGUAGCCCACUUAUGUGUACAAAGUCCCUCUGC